This is a messenger RNA of Manduca sexta (tobacco hornworm), 1718 nucleotides long. Its product is annotated as myrosinase 1. Gene Ontology annotation, biological process: carbohydrate metabolic process. The transcript is spliced from 9 exons. The coding region runs from base 111 to 1619 and encodes 502 amino acids. Gene Ontology annotation, molecular function: beta-glucosidase activity. NCBI's taxonomy places the organism in Eukaryota, Metazoa, Arthropoda, Insecta, Lepidoptera, Sphingidae. The record is from RefSeq and is a predicted model, not a curated record.
GAAUAACAUCUUGAAAGAUUACCGUUACUUUGAACGCUGGCGUAAAAGAAGUGUUUGCCACCGACCACUUUGCAGUUUGCCGAAGAGAGUCGACGGUGAAUGACGGAGCAAUGGCGUCGUGGGCCAUUAUCGGAUUGUUGGCGGUCUGCCACGCGAGUUAUAUAACCGCAUACACUAAGUUCCCUGAAGGAUUUACAUUUGGCGUAGCGACAGCUGCUCAUCAGAUUGAAGGCGCUUGGAAUGUCAGUGGUAAAUCCGAAAAUGUGUGGGACCGCUUAUCGCAUACACGCCCUGAAAUGAUCGCGGAUGGUACCAAUGGUGACAUCGCGUGUGACUCUUAUAACCGAUACCGCGAAGAUGUGGAAGAAUUAGCCCACCUCGGAGUUGAUUUCUAUCGGUUUUCUCUAUCUUGGUCAAGAAUUUUACCGACUGGUUUCAUUGACGAGUUGAAUCCAGAUGGAGUUCGGUACUACAACGACCUCCUUGAUGCUCUCGCUGAACAUAAUAUUGAACCUUUGGUAACACUAUUCCACUGGGAUUUACCUCAAUCACUUCAAGAUCUUGGAGGUUGGGCGAACCCUAAAAUGAUUGAUUACUUCCGCGACUACGCUGAUGUCUGUUUCAAACAAUUUGGCGACAAGAUCAAAUCUUGGAUCACAUUCAAUGAACCUUAUGAAAUUUGCGAAGACGCUUAUGGUGAUGAGAAGAAGGCGCCUGCAGUAGACAGCCAUGGUGUUGGCAACUACUUAUGCAGUGACACUUUACUUAAGGCCCACGCUGAGGCUUACCAUUUGUACAACGAGACCUACAGACCCGUACAAAAUGGCAAGAUUAUGAUUUCCAUCAACUCUAUCUGGUACGAACCUAGUGACCCUGAGAAUGCUGAGCAAGUUGCGUUGGCUGAAGUAGCGAAUCAAUUUAAGUUUGGUUGGUUCGCACACCCCAUAUUCACUGAGGAAGGUGGAUACCCUGCAGUCAUGGUUGAGAAUAUAGCUCGCCAAAGCGCAAGCGAAGGUCUUAACAAACCUCGCUUGGAGCAGUUUGAUGACUACUGGAUUGAAAGAAUCAAGGGCACGUCAGACUUCCUGGGUAUCAACCACUACACCACUCAUUUAAUCACUGGAGCCGGUGUUGAUCCCAUCGCCAAAUCACCAUCGUGGCUGAAGGAUAUCGGAGCCGUGACCACCAUGAAUGUUGGAGGCGACUCUGCUUCCGAAUGGCUUAGGGUUGUACCUACUGGUUUCGCUAACUUGCUCCGUUGGUGCAAGAGCUCAUAUAACGACCCACCGAUUUACAUUACUGAGAACGGAUUUUCGGAUCGCGGCACCCUGCAAGACUAUGGGCGUAUUCAAUAUUUUAACGAAUAUCUUUCGGUAAUAUUAAACGUGAUCUACGACGAUGGUGUCAGAGUGUUGGGUUACACAGCUUGGACACUUAUGGACAAUUUCGAGUGGAGAGCUGGAUUUUCGGAACGCUUCGGAUUCUACUACGUGGAUAUCACUCACCCAGACCGGCCUAGGACACCUAAACUGUCAGUGGAUUAUUACCGUCAGCUCAUCGCAAACCGAGAACUGCCACAGGACGAGAGAUUCAAGGACCCUGCUGUGAGGAGGCUGUGAGGUGUUGGGCAGACGAAUAUAACAUCUAUUUAUAAAUAAAUGUUUGUAGAAUUACUAACAUGUGCAUGUUAAAACUAAAUAAAUUCAUUUUGUGAGUAA